Fusarium mangiferae is the source of this 696-nucleotide messenger RNA. Its product is annotated as putative mitotic spindle assembly checkpoint protein mad2p. Bases 1 to 696 code for a protein of 231 amino acids. NCBI's taxonomy places the organism in Eukaryota, Fungi, Ascomycota, Sordariomycetes, Hypocreales, Nectriaceae. The record is from RefSeq and is a predicted model, not a curated record. Gene Ontology annotation, cellular component: nucleoplasm; kinetochore; cytoplasm. The transcript is spliced from 6 exons. Gene Ontology annotation, biological process: mitotic spindle assembly checkpoint signaling.
AUGUCGUCAAAGGAAGCUUCCAAGAGUAAGGACAAGGAUAAGUCCAAGGUCCAUAAGCUCUCCCUCAAGGGCAGCGCUCGUCUUGUCGCUGAAUUUUUUCAAUAUUCUAUUCACAGCAUUCUCUUCCAACGAGGUGUCUAUCCCGCCGAGGACUUUACAGUCGUUAAGAAAUAUGGCCUCAACAUGCUGGUCUCGGCCGAUGACCAAGUAAAAGCCUACAUCAAAAAGAUCAUGUCCCAGCUCGACAAAUGGAUGGUCGGCGGCAAGAUCUCCAAGCUCGUCAUCGUCAUCACAGACAAAGACACAGGCGAGCACGUCGAGCGCUGGCAAUUCGACGUCCAAAUCUUCCAACCCGUCAAGAAGUCCAAGUCCUCCAAGUCCUCCUCCAAAGACCAAGAAAACGCCGCUCCCGCUGGUUCCGCGCCCACAGCCCCCGAAAAGACAGAAACAGAAAUCCAAGCCGAAAUCGCAGCUAUCUUCCGCCAGAUCACCGCAUCUGUUACGUUCCUACCUCAGCUCAGCGGCGAUUGCACAUUUAACGUCCUCGUUUACGCUGAUGCGGAUAGUGAGGUCCCUGUUGAGUGGGGUGAUUCGGAUGCGAAGGAGAUUGAGAACGGAGAAAAGGUGCAACUGAGGGGAUUCAGCACGGCGAAUCACCGUGUUGAUACCUUGGUCAGCUAUCGAUUUACUGACUGA